AGGGGAUUGGGUUGCGAGCGUGAGAGAGAGAGAGAGAGUGAGGUGGCGCGUGAAGCCUGCGACAGUUUCUCACCUUCGCCGCGGGAAAAAAACCUUGCCCUAACGUACGUUUUAGGGCGCGCGAUGAGGUCAGCGAGGAAGAGGAAGAAGGAGGACGAGGACGAGGACGAGGAUGCGGAGGAGGCGGCGGCGGAGAAGCGGGCGGCGCGGUUCGUGAGCAUACCCUCAAAGCAGGUACAGGAGCGGAUGGACCGGGCGGUAGAGCACCGCUUGUAUCUCAUCGACAAGGACAUCGAGACCGACUGCAGCCGCGGCAGUUUCGUCAUCCUGGGUGCCACCGGGAAUGUGUACAAUGUGACGCUGGACAAGAAUCCAAGCUGCGACUGCCCAGACUUUGGCCGCUGCUACACUUGCAAGCACAUCCUGUUUGUGCUGCUACGAGUUGUCAAGCUCCCGCGCACCGACCACCGCUUGUGGCAGAAGGCGCUCCUCUCCUCGGAGGUCAAGGAGCUGCUGCAGAUGUGCGCGUCCAACGGCGAGGAGGCGGUGCUAGCCAGCCAGCGGGUGCGCCAGCGCUUCAAACAGAUCCACGGCAAGGACAAGGACGAGGAUGGACAGACGGAGGCCAAGAGCAUCCAGAGGAGCAUUGAAGGGGACUGCCCCAUAUGCUACGAGGCCAUGGCAAGCGCAGAUGGUACCCCCGCCGAAGAGCUUGUCUUUUGCAAGUCAUGCGGGAACAACGUUCACAAGGACUGCUUUGACCGCUGGAGCCGCAGCAAGUCCUCGUCCUAUUCCAAGGUCACUUGCAUCUACUGCAGGGCGGUGUGGGAGCACAAAUGCGGUGCCACAGCCGACGCUAGCUCCUCCGGCUAUGUCAACCUGGCGUCCUACUCGGAGGAUCACAACGAAGCCAACACCAGCCUCGAGGCCCUCUACCCCGACUGCUACGAGUGGAUCGCAAGACGAUGAAGAUAAGGUGGUUUCCAAUUUCUAGCUCUGCUCAAUCCACACCCGCGGGUUGAAGUGUACAGGAGUUCCACGUAGGCUGCACAAGCUUGCCACCUUCUUCACCGCUGACAAAAUGUGACUCUUCUUUUCUUUCA
Molecule: messenger RNA, 1103 nt
Organism: Selaginella moellendorffii
Lineage: Eukaryota; Viridiplantae; Streptophyta; Lycopodiopsida; Selaginellales; Selaginellaceae
Product: mitogen-activated protein kinase kinase kinase 1
Exons: 1
Coding region: 124-969 (281 amino acids)
Molecular function (GO): zinc ion binding; ubiquitin protein ligase activity
Source: RefSeq, a predicted model, not a curated record